This is a messenger RNA of Helianthus annuus (common sunflower), 585 nucleotides long. RefSeq lists its product as uncharacterized. The coding region runs from base 1 to 585 and encodes 194 amino acids. The record is from RefSeq and is a predicted model, not a curated record. NCBI's taxonomy places the organism in Eukaryota, Viridiplantae, Streptophyta, Magnoliopsida, Asterales, Asteraceae. The transcript has a single exon.
AUGGCACCGUACGAAAUGCUCUAUGGUAGGAAAUGCCAGACCCCGGUAUGUUGGGGUGAAGUGGGUCCACGUGAACUUGCCCACCAAGAUAUAGUACGAGCCACUAAUGAAAAGAUUGAUGUGGUUCGGGCUCACUUGAAAGCGGCUCAAGAUAGACAAAAUUCGUAUGCUGACAAAAGGAGGAGACCAAUCGAGUUCCAGGUUGGCGAUAAAGUCAUGCUCAAGGUAUCCCCAUGGAAGGGGGUUAUCCGGUUUAGGAAGAGAGGGAAAUUGAGCCCAAGAUUUAUCGGGCCGUUUACGAUUGUUGAACGGGUAGGAAAGGUAGCUUACCGCCUUGAACUACCGGAAGAAUUAAGCCGAAUUCAUAGCACAUUUCAUGUGUCACACCUUCGGAAAUGUUUAGCGGAUGAGACAACUUAUAUCCACUACGACGACAUCCAGGUGGAUGACAGACUAAACUACGUGGUAAAGCCCAUUGCGAUUUUGGAUCGUAAGGUAAAAACCUUAAGAAACAAGGAGAUCAACCAAGUGAAGGUCAAGUGGGAACAUAGAAAGGGUUCGAAUACCACGUGGGAGUCCGAGUAG